ACAGCUGCAGAGCACCUGAGACACACAGGAGGGGCAGAGAAAGAAAUUAAGGAAAGCACACAGACCUUGUUAAGUAAGCAGUUAUGGAGUCAAAAUCAAUGCUAGGGUCGACCUCUCUGCUGGUGCCUUCAGUAAAGGAGAUAGUGAAGGAACAAAUCGUUGCAAUUCCACCAAGAUAUGUGUGCCGUGAUCAUGAUAAUUCUCCAGUAGCCAAAACCAAUUCUUUACCUCAAAUGCCAGUCAUUGACCUGGGGAAGUUAUUUUCUCAAGAAUUUGAAGAUUUGGAGCUGGAAAAGUUGGAUCAAGCCUGUAAAGAGUGGGGUUUCUUCCAGUUGGUGAAUCAUGGAGUGAGCACUGAGCUAUUGGAGAAAGUGAAGUUGGAGACUCAAGAGUUCUUCAAUCUCCCAAUGGAAGAGAAGACAAAAUUUUGGCAAAAACCAGGAGAAGUGGAAGGAUUUGGACAGCACUUUGUUGGGUCUGAAGAACAGAAGCUUGAAUGGGCAGACCUUUUCUACAUUAUUACUCUUCCAACACAUAGGCGAAAACCUCAUUUGUUCUCCAAUUUCCCUCCCGCGUUCAGGGAUGCCCUCGAAGCUUAUUCAGAAGAACUGCAAAAGAUUGCCAAGAAACUCUUUAACCUGGUGGCAAAAGCUGUAGGAAUGAAACCUGAUGAAAUGAGAGAUUUAACUGAAGAAGGGUGGCAGGCAAUGAGAAUGAACUACUAUCCCCCAUGUCCAGAACCGGACCUUGUGAUUGGCCUGAGGCCCCAUUCUGAUGCAACUGGCCUCACCAUCGUACUCCAGCUCAACGAAGUUGAAGGGCUUCAGAUACAUAAAGAUGGGAUGUGGAUUCCUGUCAAGCCAAUUCCCAAUGCUUUUAUCAUCAACAUUGGAGACAUGUUGGAGAUUGUGACCAAUGGAAUUUACCGCAGCAUAGAGCAUAGGGCAACUAUUAGCUCGACUAAAGAGAGGCUUUCCAUCGCCACAUUCCACAACCCAAAAUUUGAUGGAGAAUUGUGUGCUGCACCCAGCCUUAUUACCCCUGAAACUCCACCAGUAUUUAAGAGCAUUAGCGUUGCAGACUAUUUCAAGGGUUAUCUUUCUCGCGAACUCCAUGGAAAAUCUUUCAUCGAUGUCUUGAGGAUUCCUAAUCAUCAAGCCAAAAGCAACUGAAUCACAAAUGCUUCGUGGGACCUACCAAAUCCAAUAAAGGUUUUGCCAAUUUGGUGAAAUGCAGUCGUAGAUCCACGUGCCUAGCUACUGCUUUAUCAAAUAAAUAAAAUAUUGUGCAGCCAAAAUAUAAGUCUCUUAAUUAUAAAUAAAAAAAUAAUAAUGUAUUUGAUUUUAUCUUUAAUAAAAAAAUUACUAAUUAAAUUCUAUA
Messenger RNA from Hevea brasiliensis (rubber tree), 1380 nucleotides. Its product is annotated as protein SRG1. NCBI's taxonomy places the organism in Eukaryota, Viridiplantae, Streptophyta, Magnoliopsida, Malpighiales, Euphorbiaceae. Bases 84 to 1172 code for a protein of 362 amino acids. The record is from RefSeq and is a predicted model, not a curated record. The transcript is spliced from 5 exons.